Uloborus diversus is the source of this 816-nucleotide messenger RNA. RefSeq lists its product as uncharacterized. The record is from RefSeq and is a predicted model, not a curated record. The transcript has a single exon. Bases 1 to 816 code for a protein of 271 amino acids. NCBI's taxonomy places the organism in Eukaryota, Metazoa, Arthropoda, Arachnida, Araneae, Uloboridae.
AUGGCACAAGCAAAAUUCAACCUAAGAUGUUGGCAAUAUUCGAACGAUAAAAACCCUGAAGUCAAAACAAAUCUUUUAGGAUUGAUUUGGAACCGAGAAACGGAUACAAUUAAAUUGAGUUUGAAUUGGGUAGAAGACCAACAUUUUGACAAAAUCACUAAACGAGUGAUUCUAGCUGUUACACACAAAGUGUUUGAUCCAGUGGGUUUUGUGAGUCCAGUUCUCCUUCUACCUAAGCUGAUGUUGCAAGACUUGUGGAAAUCUGGAAUAUCCUGGGAUGCAGAUGUAGACGAAAAUAUGAAAGAAAAAUUUCUUCAUUGGUUUGAAGACCUCUGUCUGCUAAAAGAAGUCUCAAUUCCACGAUGGGUGCAGUGCCAUGAAAAGAAUAAGAAGUCUUGUAGCAUCCACACGUUUUGUGAUGCCAGCGGGCGUGCCUAUGCUGCUACGGUAUUUUUAAGAAUCCAGUCGGACACAGAGGUCGAGGUUCACUUAUUAGCUUCGAAAUCCAGAGUGGCUCCUGCCAAGCAAAUAACUAUACCUCAUCUUGAAUUGAUUGCUGCCACUGUUGGAGCAAGACUAUGCACAUCAGUUUUAGAAAGUUUGCAAUGGCAGAAUGUUGAACUUACAUUUUGGACAUACUCGACUGUUGUCUUGUCUUGGAUACAAAAAGGAGAAAUAUGGACAGUUUUCGUGGCUAACAGAGUACGUGAAAUAAGGAAGUUAACAAAGCCAAAUUCAUGGAAAUUUGUGAAAGGAGUAAAGAAUCCAGCCGAUCUUCCUUCCAGGGCUGCUCAGCUAAACAACUGCUGGCGAUGA